AUGUAGCAAAUCAAUUAGAUCGCUGAUCAUUUGUAUUUAAUACAAUAAGGCAACAACUCUUACAUACACCGACAGCUGGGAGAAUCAGAUACUGUGGUUAUAAAAUCUGUGUUCCAUGCUUAACUAUUUAUGGAAGAUGACAGUGCUUGUCACUCUGUUCAUUAGAGAGAAUGCCAAGAUCUCUAGAAUGAAUGGAAGAUACUCAGUUAGCUGAAUCAUCCAAACAUAAUCAAAACUUAAUAAUUUAUUCCCAAUCAUUAGCUUGACCCAGCAGGAGGGAACCUCUAAUGUUGCAGCUUAUUCCUUGAAAAUGCUUCCUGUGAUCUUCAUACUCUCUGCAAAUCAAAUGAAACAUCCUUCAAAAUUAUAAUCAAGUACUUUACUUAAAUUUCAAUUGCUGUCGAAUAUUUACAUUCCUAAUAUAUAGCACACAAUGACAUCAAAUUAGAGAACAUGCUCGUGAUCGACAGAAACGUUAUCAAAUUGGCUGACUUUGGAUUCAGCUACAGACCAUCCUACGAAGACUUGCUGUCCAAAUGGUUACCUAGAACUCUCACAUCAUAUUCCAGUCCUGAAAUUGUUAAUUUUAGGAUUAAUGUGGUUGAUGGAGAGUAUGACGAAUUCUGUUUAUUUGCCUCAGAUGUUUAUGCCUUAACCACUGCCCUAUUUCUGGCUGUUUUCCAACUGUGGAUGAUUUAGUAUUAUCAAUUAUUGAUCAACCAACCUGAUUUGUUUUGGCAAUUAGAUUUCAUUCAGAAAGUAGACUCUCAAUUAAUGAGAGAACACACUCCUAAAUAAUUACUUGAAAACCUCAAAGAUCUAAUUGAGGGCGGACUGGCUGAUGAAUAUAAUCGGAUUACUAUAUAGGAAUUUGUAAAUCAUGAAUUUUUCAAAUAUGCUAAACAAAUAGAAGGAGAAUAAAUUUGACAUCAUCAAUUAAUAGUAAAUACUCAAUCUAAUUAAUAUAUGA
Molecule: messenger RNA, 970 nt
Organism: Paramecium tetraurelia
Lineage: Eukaryota; Ciliophora; Oligohymenophorea; Peniculida; Parameciidae
Exons: 3
Biological process (GO): protein autophosphorylation; peptidyl-serine phosphorylation; autophagosome organization
Cellular component (GO): autophagosome; cytoplasm
Molecular function (GO): protein serine/threonine kinase activity; ATP binding
Source: RefSeq, a predicted model, not a curated record